Messenger RNA from Nematostella vectensis (starlet sea anemone), 1086 nucleotides. RefSeq lists its product as uncharacterized. The transcript has a single exon. The record is from RefSeq and is a predicted model, not a curated record. Gene Ontology annotation, biological process: DNA integration. Bases 1 to 1086 code for a protein of 361 amino acids. NCBI's taxonomy places the organism in Eukaryota, Metazoa, Cnidaria, Anthozoa, Actiniaria, Edwardsiidae. Gene Ontology annotation, molecular function: nucleic acid binding.
AUGAAGGAGCUUGCCCGUGGCCACAUAUGGUGGCCAGGAAUAGAUAAAGACAUUGAGGACCUGGCAAAGAGUUGUGGACCGUGCAACGCCACACGGAAUGCAUCCCCAUCUCAGUACCACCCAUGGGCAUACCCACAAGCACCGUGGGAGAAGAUACACAUUGACUUUGCCGGACCCGUGGAUGGGAUACAUUUUCUAGUUGUUGUUGACGCUUACUCCAAAUGGCUGGAAAUAGUUCCCAUGCGCACGACUACAGCUCCGGCAACCAUCAAGGUUCUUCAUGAACUCUUUGCACGUUUCGGGCUACCCAUUCACGUAGUCAGUGACAAUGGCCCACAAUUCACUUCAGAAGCUUUUGCCAAGUUCAUGAAGCAGAACGGCGUUAAACACACCACUACAGCACCGUACCACCCAAAGAGCAACGGCCAGGCUGAAAGAUUCGUCCAAACCUUCAAGCUGGCAUACGAAGCCGGGCAGGGUCCUCCAUCGCAGAUCAUUGCCGACUUCCUCUUGAAACAGCGCAACACCUCUUAUGCAACUACCCAACAAACACCGGCCAAACUGAUGUUGGGAAGAAACCUGCGCACACGUUUAUAUUUGUUGUUGCCAUACAGACCAGCAUCUCCCAAGACGGCACCUGCACUGUCACAACCGUCACGAUGCUUCAACAUUGGCCACAAGGUAUGGUAUCAAGACUUCAGCGCCUCUGGUGAGAAAUGGUCACCAGGGUGCGUAGCAACAAAGAUCGGUAAUGUGAUGUACGAAGUACAGCCAGACAAGUUCCCCCAACAACACGUUCGAAGUCAUGCAGACCGGCUCUGCGAAAGAACUGCACCUCCUUAUCAAGAUAGCAUGUCUCACAGAGAUCACCAGCUACUUCCGAUGACCACGCCAGCAGCUGAGCCACUCAGCUGCACAGAGGGAGAUGGCGACGCUACAGAAACAUUAAGUCGCCCUCAAACAACAAGACAGCAAAAUCCACCGACGAUCAGUGAGGAAGUUCCCGAGGAUGCGGGAGAGCCGGACAUGCCUAGGAGGUCGUCACGCGCGAACAAGGGCAUAGCGCCAGACAGGCUGAACUUAUAA